AUGUUGCGUUACUCUUCUCCAAUGAACCCUCAUGCUGCGGCAUGCCCUCCCAUGGAGCACUCCUACUCGACCAGCAGUGAGGAGUCCAUGCAGUCUCCAAUGGGAUAUUAUGAUAUGUACAGCAUGGCGAGCAAUGAUUUCGAGCUCUACCACGCUCAAUCCAACGCAUCCUCCUACUCUUCCUCCUACCCAUCUUCCAACUAUUCCUUCUCCUCCUCAUUUGGAUCUUCCUACGACUCGGGCUCUUUCGAGGCAUCUUCGUACGACUCCGCCUCCUAUGACUUUACCACCCCUCCACCCGUCUACUGCCCACCGGAUCUCAAUCCACCGUUCGCCCCACAGUACUUUUCCUCCCCAGUUCAGGGCACAUGGCCCACUCCCCCUGCGCAAGUCGUGCCUGUGGAGGAUUUCCCCUACCCCCCACUGGAGACCCACUACACUCCAUGCGAUACAGCCAAACCGGUGAAGCCCUACGUCUGUGAAUGCGGCCGGGCGUUCACUCGACCGGCGGACCUGAAGCGGCACGAGUCCAGCGUCCACAACCCUGUCUUCCAGGACUGUCCGGUGCAGGGAUGCAUUCGCAAGGACAGCAAUGGCUUUCCGCGCCGAGACCAUUUGAUUGAGCACCUGCGGUCGUACCACCACCUCAAUGUGCCGAAGCGCCGUGCGGCUACUAAGCGGGUGGCAAAGGCGGCUUAA
Messenger RNA from Aspergillus pseudotamarii, 699 nucleotides. RefSeq lists its product as uncharacterized. The transcript has 3 exons. The record is from RefSeq and is a predicted model, not a curated record. Lineage: Eukaryota; Fungi; Ascomycota; Eurotiomycetes; Eurotiales; Aspergillaceae. Bases 1 to 699 code for a protein of 232 amino acids.